Purpureocillium takamizusanense is the source of this 477-nucleotide messenger RNA. RefSeq lists its product as uncharacterized. The transcript has a single exon. The record is from RefSeq and is a predicted model, not a curated record. Lineage: Eukaryota; Fungi; Ascomycota; Sordariomycetes; Hypocreales; Ophiocordycipitaceae. The coding region runs from base 1 to 477 and encodes 158 amino acids.
AUGUCCAGAGAAACGAGGGGUACGACGACAAACCUGGGUUGGACACGGAUGCCAUGGCUGACGGGAUGCGCCACGAGCCAGCGAACGAAGGGCCGAGUCAUUGUGACAGGCAUCCCAUCCCGUCCCUCCAUCAGGCAGGGACCCAGACGACGAACCACGGGCAUUGGGAACAUUAGCAUCUUCAACAUCAUGGCAAUGCGCCUGCCUCUCGAGGUGUGGCUGGUGUUCAGACGCAAGGCAGAAGGCAGUCUAUGGCGCGGGGUCGGCGCCAGCCGUCCACCCCAAAGUGCGAUUGCUGACAGAAAUGCACGAUCCGCGGCGCCAGUCAUGCGCAGAAUAUGGCAAUUGGCGAGCAUUGUCGUUCAUCGCCGCGACGCUAACGACGGGGUCAUUGUCCAUAUUCAGUUCCACACGCAGGCCUGGACAGGGGAGGCCGCCGUGGCUGGGCUGCUUGCCGUGCAUGGCCCAAGACCUUGA